Belonocnema kinseyi is the source of this 2312-nucleotide messenger RNA. Its product is annotated as CLIP domain-containing serine protease 2-like. Gene Ontology annotation, molecular function: serine-type endopeptidase activity. The transcript is spliced from 3 exons. The record is from RefSeq and is a predicted model, not a curated record. Gene Ontology annotation, biological process: proteolysis. NCBI's taxonomy places the organism in Eukaryota, Metazoa, Arthropoda, Insecta, Hymenoptera, Cynipidae. Bases 154 to 1290 code for a protein of 378 amino acids.
GUACUCCGCCAGUCGACGAUCGUUUCUUGGACUCGUUGGAUUUAAACUUCUUAUCAGAGGGUUGAUCUAGUGUCGCUUUUUCAAUUAUUUUUUAAUUAAUUAUUUAAUUAAUGAUUUAAAAUAAUAGACUUCAUUAUAAUAAUAAAAAUAGCCAUGGAUUUCAGUUUACGAAACCUUUUCCUUCUUUUUUUGGCAAAUUUCUUCAUUUCAGUAUUGUCAGCACAAAAUCCAUGUUUUAAUGGUGACUGUAUUCCGAUUCAAAGAUGUCCGCCCUUGUUGAAUAUUUUAAAAUCCAAUAAUUUGAGACCCGAACAAAUAAAAUUCUUGCAAGACUCUCAGUGUGGUUUCGUUGGCAGAAAUCCAAAUGUUUGUUGUCCAAAAAAUUCCGGACCGGAAAAUACGCCUCGUCCACCGAUUAAUCAAGGAGAAAAUCCAGAUCCCAGUCCAAAUUUAAAUGUCAGGAAUCACCCUCUACUUCCUUCUGACUGUGGACAGGAUGUUGACGAGAGAAUUGUAGGUGGAGAACGCACUGAUAUCGAUGAAUUUCCCUGGAUGGUUCUUUUAGAAUACCAAAAACCUAACGGAAUAACAACAGCUUGUGGUGGAGUUCUCAUAUCGAAACGAUACGUCCUCACAGCAGCUCACUGUCUAAAAGGUAAGGACCUUCCAAAAUCCUGGAAACUCUCACGGGUUCGUUUGGGCGAAUACGACACAGCCCAGGAAAUAGAUUGCAUAAAUGAAUCAGGAUCACGUGUCUGUGCUGAUCCAACCGUAACUGUUCCCAUCGAAGAGCAAAUCGCCCAUGAAGAUUACAUACCAACUGCCAAAGAACAGAGGAAUGACAUCGCUUUGCUCAGACUUGCGCGAGAUGUCACCUUCAGCCACUACGUCAAGCCAAUUUGCUUACCAGAAGAUCCCAGCCUUGGAAGGUUACUUGAUGUUGCAGGAUGGGGAAAAACAGAAAUUAGAUCUGAGUCUAAUUUUAAGCUGAAGGUCAGGCUUCCACUUGUUCAAAAUGAUGAGUGCAGAAGGACUUAUCAAAAUGCUGGUGUCGAACUUGGCGAUGGACAAAUUUGUGCUGGAGGUCAAGUUGGAAAAGAUUCCUGCAGAGGAGAUUCUGGUGGUCCACUCAUGUCCAGGGUGAGGGCACCCAAUGAUGACAAACCAAAAUGGGUCAGUGUUGGGGUUGUUUCCUUCGGACCUUCACCUUGCGGAAUGCCAGGAUGGCCUGGUGUCUACUCCAAGGUUCAUGAUUUCGUUCCCUGGAUCCUUCAGAAUAUCAAAGAAUAGUUAGAAAUUUUCAAAUUCAUUUAACUGAAUACCAUGUAAUUGUUGUUAUUCGAAAUUCAGUCCUUCUAUACGGAUAAAAAUGAACGUUAAUACUUAUUAAAAGACCAGAUAAUACCUAAUAUACGGAUAUUAAGAAACCUCUUGCUGAGAUGUUACAGCCUCCAAUGAUACGAUAUAUUUGAUUUUACUGUCGGAGAUGUUAAAUUAAAAUAUCCAGAUACUUGAGUCGUUGUUAGAUCGCAUUCUUAGCGUUGUGGAAGCUUAUAGCUUAUACCUUUAGAAAAUCAGUGAAAACCCACAUAAAUCCCUUGAAUUUAAUUGUUUAAUUGUUAGAAAUAUGUAGCAAUCACUUAAAAUAAUAAAAAUUAAAUUUAUUCUUUAAAGGUCUGGAAUUUAACUGAAUUGUAGGUAAAUUCAAACGUGUUCAUUUAAUUGAAAUUAAAUACCUCAACUAAACUCAAAAUAAAUAUAAAAAAUUCAAUAUCAUUCAAUUAUAUUAACCUAUUAGAAUCGGAAAAGAUUCAGCGAAUUUUAUUUUAUGAAUGCUGAUAGAAUGGCAGAAUGACAGAAUGGUGACUAGACUGUUCAAAUAUGUAAAUAUAUUUUUAUUACUCGAAAAAAAUGUCGAAGUUAAAAGGAUUUAUUUUAUGACCUUUUUCCUUUUCUCUAUUAUAACAACAAAAUAAUAAUAAGUGGGUAUGAACCCGUUUUAUUUUCAUAAUGGCAGAUGUUACUAUUAUUAUUGCUAUUUUAUUAUUAAUUGUAGAUAGUAUUUAAAAAACUGCAAAAUAAAUUAAGUAAAAUACAAAAAACUGGAAUCGACGAUAGGAACAAAAGCGACUUUAAUUUAAAAAUUGCAAACUGCCUUUAACACAAAACAUUAUAGGAAAAUCAUUAAAGGAUUAUAAUGAUUUUUCUAUAAUGAAUUUCCAGAGAUUUUUCACGAUGAUAGAAAAUUCAUAAUAUAAGGUAAUUACCUAGAAAACGAUUAUAGGAUAUUUAUAAAAUAACUUAAAAUUUCA